Molecule: messenger RNA, 1143 nt
Organism: Anisakis simplex (herring worm)
Lineage: Eukaryota; Metazoa; Nematoda; Chromadorea; Rhabditida; Anisakidae
Source: the annotation of a GenBank genome assembly
AUGGCGGGUAGUGCAUCUUCUGCUACAACUCCGUCUUCGUCGUCACCAGCGACCGAUACUGGCACUAAGGUGUUCUCGAACUCAGUCGGUAUCACCAGUUUGUUGACGUUCGUUAUUUUGAUACUGGCAUGGCUGGUCGGAUUUGCAUCGCGUCUCUUCGCAAUUGUUCGUUUCGAAUCGAUCAUUCACGAAUUUGAUCCAUGGUUCAACUAUCGCGCAACACAUCAUAUGGUAGAACAUGGAUUUUAUAAUUUUCUGAAUUGGUUUGAUGAUCGCGCUUGGUAUCCGCUUGGACGAAUCGUUGGUGGAACGGUAUAUCCUGGGCUGAUGCUCACCUCAGGUGGUAUUCAUUAUAUUCUCUCACUGCUCAACAUUCCAAUUCAUAUUCGUGAUGUUUGCGUCUUUCUUGCACCAACCUUCAGUGGUUUGACGGCAAUAGCGACAUAUUUUUUAACAAAGGAAUUGUGGACACCUGGUGCAGGUCUGUUUGCUGCAUGCUUUAUUGCCAUAUCACCUGGAUAUACAAGUCGAUCCGUGGCUGGUUCAUACGACAAUGAGGUGAUUAAUUUUGUUUGUGGGAUGUUUCAGUUCACAUACUUUUUGUGGGUUCGAUCGGUGAAAACGGGUUCUAUAUUUUGGGCGUCUUUAACAGCAUUAUCCUACUUCUAUAUGGUAUCCGCAUGGGGUGGUUAUGUGUUCAUCAUCAAUCUCAUUCCACUACACGUGCUUGCGCUGAUUAUGAUUGGACGAUACUCAUCGAAGAUUUACGUUGGUGAGUAUUGUCUUUGUGGAAUGUGUCUGGAAAUAUUUCAGCUAAUAGCCGCACUGAAGUACGCUCAGCGUCGUAUCACACGUAAACAAUUCGUAACGUUGUUCAUUGGUGGUGUUUCCAUAACAUUUCUGGUCGGAUUUGCGUUCAUCGCUUUCUUGACCUAUGCUGGUUAUAUUGCACCUUGGUCAGGUCGGUUCUAUUCGCUAUGGGAUACUGGCUACGCCAAGAUUCAUAUACCGAUUAUUGCGUCCGUGUCAGAGCAUCAGCCGACCACGUGGGUGUCGUUCUUCUUCGAUUUGCAUAUCACGGCUGCCGUAUUUCCGGUUGGAUUGUGGUACUGCGUCAAGAAUGUGAAUGAUGAACGUGUUUUC